Drosophila elegans is the source of this 1535-nucleotide messenger RNA. It is a transcript of the gene SmydA-6, whose product is annotated as SET domain-containing protein SmydA-8. The transcript has 4 exons. Lineage: Eukaryota; Metazoa; Arthropoda; Insecta; Diptera; Drosophilidae. Gene Ontology annotation, molecular function: protein binding. The coding region runs from base 15 to 1535 and encodes 506 amino acids. The record is from RefSeq and is a predicted model, not a curated record.
GUCUUGUUGUCAGUAUGCCAAAGGUAGCCAAAGGGAACGGGAACAGAAAACAGAAUAUGGCUGCAGUUACGGACGAUUUUGUUAAGAAGUGCGAGGUGAAGCAGAACGAAGCGCUGGGCAGGUUUGUGGUGGCCCAGUGCAAUCUUCGAGCUGGCGAGACCGUGCUGCUGGAGCAGCCUAUCGUGGUUUUGUCCCACAUGGGCGAUCGACGCUGUUCCAAGUGCUUUAAGUUAACCCAAAGUUUUUGCAGAAAGUGUCACCUUUUAGUUUUGUGCGAGGAUUGCCCGGAUCACGAUAACCGAAAUUGCCAGAGGCUGGCCGAGAUCAAGCUGUCGGAGGAGCAGAUAAAGCUGCUCCAGGAGCACCCUGAUAUCCAGCCAGCUCUAAAAUGUCUACUCCUAAAAGAGCAUCCAGAAACAUUGCCCUUGUACGAAGAAAUGACCCAAAUGGAAACCCAUCUGGCGGCUAGGAAAGGCACGGAUAUAUGGAAAAACUACCACGAGCACGCCUUUGCUCCUCUGGAGGCGAGUGGAGUGCUGAGGCAAUUGCAAACGGAAGCGGAUGAGGAUCUGGUCCAGGGUCUACUGAGCAUCUUGGAUGUGAAUGCCUACGAGAUAAGGGCUCCCGAGGCGGGCGGCUCCAUGAGGGGAUUGUAUCACAGGGCGGGACUCUUUGCCCACAGCUGCAUGCCCAAUCUGGUGACCGCCAUUGAUGAGGAGCGACGCAUGAAGGUGUUCGCCAAUAGGUUUAUAGCUGCCGGGGAAAUCCUCUACAUUUGCUACACCAAUGUGCUCCUGGGCACCGAGGAGCGUCGUGAAAUCCUCAAAGUGGGCAAGUACUUUCACUGCUCGUGUCCACGUUGCCAGGAUCCCACCGAGCUGGGCACCCACAUGAGCAGCUUCAUCUGCAGCCACUGCUCCUGUCCGGAUGGCUUCAUAAUCCGCCAGCCGGAAACGGGCACGUGGCAGUGCAUCCUCAAUCCGGAUCACACACUGAAACAGGAGUUCGUAUCGAAUAUGCUGGAGCGAGCCAAGGAGGAGAUAUUCCAUGCCAGAGAUGAUAUUUACAGGCUUGAGCUCCUUCUGGCCAAAUUAAGCCGGCUGCUCCAUCGCAAUCACUACCUUAUGCUGGACCUUAAACAGAACAUUGCCUCCAUUCUGCGCCAAAUCCUGCAGAACAUAGCACAUCGACCGAAUAGGAAGGUAUACGAGAGAAAGAUUCGUUUGUGCCAGGAAAUAUUGUUGGUCCUGAAGGUGGUGGCCCCGGGGAUCUCCAGAGUGAAGGCCAUCGCUUUGUACGAACUGGCCAACACACAGGCGGAGCUGGCCAGAAAGCAGUACAGUGAGCAGGAGCUGAGUGCCAGCGAUUUACUGGCGAUGUUGGAGCAAGUGGAGGUCAUGAUACGGGAAUCCCUGCGAAUGCUACUCUUCGAACCCCUGGCCACUCCAGAGGGUCAGCUCUCGCGCUCCCUGCUCCGGGAGCUAAAGGAGCUGCAGGACGACAUCAAAAAUAUCCAAGAAUCUAAUGACGAUUAG